AUGGAUGCGUGGAAUAACAAGAAGAUGGCUAUGGCUGGGACAAGUACUGUGGCAAUCAUAAACCCGUUACUAGCUGUGGUGGAUGCGGGCGCAGCUGGGGUCGAGAUGGGAGUGCUUGUCGAUGCAUUUGUGAAGAUAGCAGCAUCCGACGAGUUGGGAGGCAAGUGGAGGAGAAAUUUACUGGGGCACUCGGCAACGCUGGCGUUAGCCAGCCUACAAGCGGAGGGCAGCUGGAGGAGGCGCGUCUCCUGCACGCCCAUGCUCUUGACGGCAGCGUUAGUGCCGUUAUGGAUCUGCUGUAUUAUGAAGCAGAGGCAGGCCGGGUCGCUCUCCUUGAGACUCCCCACCGAGUCGCAGCAGUCCCUGCUCGGCGCCGCCGCCUUGGCCGUCGCGAACGGCAGGCACUGCGUCACCUUCUGGAACUGGGCAGAGCACUUGCCCGCCAGCGACGACUCGUCCUGCCCGCCCACCAAAACCGCUACGCAGAGGAACGCAACCGAAAACCGGAUAAAUGCU
Striga asiatica is the source of this 516-nucleotide messenger RNA. The record is from the annotation of a GenBank genome assembly. Lineage: Eukaryota; Viridiplantae; Streptophyta; Magnoliopsida; Lamiales; Orobanchaceae.